Molecule: messenger RNA, 3291 nt
Organism: Lodderomyces oxycetoniae
Lineage: Eukaryota; Fungi; Ascomycota; Pichiomycetes; Serinales; Debaryomycetaceae
Exons: 2
Coding region: 1-3291 (1096 amino acids)
Biological process (GO): protein phosphorylation; regulation of transcription by RNA polymerase II
Cellular component (GO): MOZ/MORF histone acetyltransferase complex
Molecular function (GO): ATP binding; protein kinase activity
Source: RefSeq, a predicted model, not a curated record
AUGACGUCUUUGCAUUCGAAUUCGGAGUACAUUCUAGCGAAAAAACUGCUUGGCCAAGGUUCUUACUCGAUAGUUUAUGAAUGCAAAAGUAGAUCCAAUGGGAGGCAUUGUGCGGCCAAGAAGUACAGAAAGAAACUAGUGUAUGGUAUGGAGAGUUUACUACAGAGCGAGCUUGAAAUAUUGAAGCUGGUUUCCAAAUCGCAUAAACAUAUUUUAUCAUUAAUCGAUUAUUUCGAAACCAAAGAUUGCUUUUAUCUACUCACUGAUCUAGCUCAAGGUGGUGAUCUAUAUGAUAGGAUUGUAAAUGGUUCAACUUGUGGCCGAUUGAAUGAUUCGAAGGCAAGAAAUAUAGUAUCACAGUUAGUUUCAGCGGUAGCUUUUUUACAUAGCAAUAAUAUCGUACAUCGUGAUAUCAAGACGGAAAAUAUCUUUUUCCAAGCAAUAGGUGAAGAUGACGAUUCCAUACUAUUGGGCGAUUUUGGUUUAGCAAAAGUCUUGAAGCCAGGAGAGAGAUUGCAUGAUAUUUCUGGAACUUUGAGUUACAUGGCGCCGGAAAUGUUUGAUAGAAAAGCAGGCUAUUCAUACCCGAUUGAUGUCUGGGCUAUUGGAGUUUGUUUGUAUUUUAUGCUAGGUGGGUAUUUGCCGUUUGAUUGUGAAACGGACGAGGAAACAAAAGAUGCAAUUAUGGGCAAAAAAUACUUGAUGGAGCCAAGCGAGUACUGGACUGGAGUGUCAGAAAAUGCCAAAGCAUUUAUUCUAGAUUGCUUUAGGGAUGAGGAAAAUGGCGAAAGGCCCAGCCUGCUGGAAUUGAAAAACAAACCAUUCCUUAUAGAAGGCAAUGUCAUUUUACCAUCCCCUGUUGAGGGCAAUACUACUGCUACUGCUACUGCUACUUACAGGACAAUAUCAACACAAGAUUGUCAACAAAUAAAAAACAUUCUCCUAGCAAAUGAUUCUACGCUUAAGCCAAGGGAAGAGCUCGAAUUAUCGGAAUUAUAUCCGGAUUUCGAUGAAACGGCCCAAUUACCUGUAUUCCUCGUCCAUAAUGACGAGGAAGAAGUGACCGAGACAAGACGAGCAUCGGGUAGGGACUUUGCUGCUGCUGCUGCUGCUCCUCCUCCAAUUGCAGAGAGGAAUUUGAAGACCCCAACAUUUAAGAAGAUUCAGCUUAAACUUCCCAAUCCCAAUAUAAAGUUCAAUAAACAACUACUAGAGUAUGGAUACCAAGAGCCCUUGAAAACAUAUAACAAGGUAAUUCAAAAUACGUAUAUACGUCCCUUUCAACUACCUUCUUUUACUCGCAAGGAUCUGAAUUCGCAAGAGCUUGUAAAGCAGUUCCUCGACAAAAAGAAAAACUUGGUUGAAUACGAUAUGGAUGAGCAAGACGUCUUGUUUCUCAAGGCAAGAAACGAUCAAAGCAAAAAUGUGAUUAAAAUCACUUUUGAAAUAUUCGAAAUCAUGAUAAGUACUUUAGAAUCGGAAUGGAGCAAAUUGGAACACCAAAUGAACUCGGUUUGCAAUUUCAAUAAUGACAACGGAAGUAGUUUUGGUGGUGAUUAUGGUGGUGGCAGUGGUGGUAACUUGUCGAGGAAACUUUUGACAGUGGGUCACAAUAACGCUAGGUAUGGGAACGACGAUGGAAUUGAACCGGGUUCAAUAUACGAUCAAAAAUGCGCAGUUUGCAACGAUAGUGAUUGUGACAAUUCAAAUGCAAUUGUGUUUUGUGAUGGAUGCGAUAUAGCAGUACAUCAGGAAUGUUAUGGUGUUGCAUUUAUCCCUGAGGGGCAAUGGCUUUGUCGUAAAUGUAUGAUUAAUAAAAAUAAGAAAACCACCGAAUGUGUGUUUUGCCCAAGCACCACUGGUGCAUUCAAACAGUUGGAUAAUAGCUUAUGGAGUCAUGUUAUAUGUGCAUUGUGGAUUAAUGAAUUAUAUUUUGCUAAUCCUGUUUAUAUGGAGCCUAUUGAGGGCAUUGAUGCUAUUCCAAAAAGUCGGUGGAAAUUGACUUGUUAUAUAUGCAAGCAAAGAGUUGGUGCGUGUAUCCAAUGUACUAAUCGAAACUGUUUCCAAGCAUAUCAUGUCACAUGUGCAAAGCGUGCUGGAUUAUAUAUGGAAAUGACCCAUGGCAUAAAGGGGGCACUUUUGAAUAAAUUAUCAAUGAAAUCCUUUUGUGAGAAACACAGUCCAGCUUCAUUUGAUGUAGACUCUGUUCUAAAGGGAAUAGACAAAACGAGAUGUUAUUUUCGAGAUAUCAAAUUACUUAACCAGGAAAAUGCUCGAUUGAGUAGUAAUGAAAAGUUUGCCAAUAAAUUGAAUAUCUUUAAAUGGAAAACUGAACAAGGAGCACCAAUAGCACCGAAAUUGUUCAGCGACAUUUUGGUCAAAACCAUGUAUAAUUUGAAAGUUGAAAAUCAAAUAAGCCUACCAGAGGAAACUACGAGUCAGGUUUUAGAGUUAAGUCGACUACCUAAUAGGACUAAAGCGGAGAUUGAUGAAGAUUUGCGCUCUAUCGCCAAUGAAGUAUGUAGAUAUUGGUGUUUGAAAAGAGAGUUGAAAAAUGGUGCACCUUUGGUGAGGAAGAAUAACAAUUUGAUAUCAACAAGCUCGAUCCUUUACGAUUCAAAUAAUUUGGAAAGUAAUGGUAACAAUUAUGAUCAAGGUUCAGUAAUUGAAGAAAAAUUGCAAUUUGCCAAUUUGUUAGUUGAUGAUUUGGAUAAAUUGAUUGCUAUUAAUCAAGAUGUGAUGGAGCGGCAAAAAGAAUUUAAGGAGAUGGAGCUGUUGAACUUGGAGAUAGUUAAUACUGCUUACUUUUCUUUGAAUACAAUGAUCUCGUUGCUACUAAAUACACUUGCUGCUAAGCAUGACACAAACGAGACGCUCAAGAACUAUAUACCGAAAAACAGCGAAUGCAAGAGUCUUUUCCAAAUAAUGGAGUAUAAUGAUCGUUAUGGGUAUAAAACAGUUGACGAGUUUCAGAAAGAUGCAACGAAUUUAUGGCAAUGUGUCUUUACUGAGAAUAAGCCUAGUUUUAACAUCUACAAAAAGAUGAAAAAUUGGAAACGGGAUUUCGAAAAGAACAUUACCAAACUAAGUGUAAGUAGUCAUGAUGAUUUAUUACGUUUUCACCAAUUUAAUUUGAAUGGUACAGAUACAACAAUAAGAGAAGUAGAUUAUCAACAGGUUCUACAGGAGAAUGACCUUAGUGAAAUUGAAGACGAGAUGAACACUGAAGAGAAUAAUCGGCUAUUUGAAGCAUUUUUGAAUCGUAACGAAAUUAAUGAGGAUGGGCUUUAA